UUCUCUCUUUCACUCCAAUCUACCCGGCAAGCGGAGGGAGUCCAGGGAGGGCUGCUGCGCUCUCUUUUGGAGAAUCCCUCCCGCCCCCCUUAUAUAACCCAGCAGGAAGGUUAUACAACUGGCCUCACCCACACCUCCCCGCCAACCCCAAGCCAUUCAUAAAAUAUGAACCACGCCCCCAAGUUCUAGUUCCACCCCUUCCUUACGCACGCCUUUCCUCACCAGCUGUUGUGAUGUUUUCCUUCUUGGGAAGUAAUGGAGGAAGACCUUGAGCAGUCGACCCAAGGCUGGCUAGGGGGCUGGCUGCCUGCCUGGCGUCCCACCUCCAUGUCCCACCUCAAGAACGUGGAAGCUCGGAUCCUGCAGUGCCUCCAGAACCGAUUUGUGGCCCGAUACAUCUCCCUCCCAAACCAUGCCAAGAUCUGGACCGUAUCACUGUCUCUGGAACGGGGCAAGGGGCGUACGCCCCUGGUGAUGGUGCAUGGCUUUGGUGGGGGCAUCGGACUCUGGAUCCUCAACCUAGACUCGCUGAGCCAACGUCGCCCUCUCCACGCCUUCGACCUCCUGGGGUUUGGCCGCAGUUCCCGGCCCCCCUUUCCCCGGGAUGCCCAGGGGGCCGAAGAGGAGUUUGUGAACUCCAUUGAGGCCUGGCGUCGGGAGAUGGGCAUCCCCAGCAUGAUCCUGCUUGGCCAUAGUCUUGGUGGCUUCCUGGCAGCCUCCUACAGCUUGCAGUAUCCAGAGAGGGUGAAACAUCUGAUCCUCGUGGACCCCUGGGGCUUCCCCAUGCGUCCAUCUGACCCGGCUCAGAUCCGUGCCCCUCCAACCUGGGUCAAGGCUGUGGCGACGGUGCUGGGACGGUCCAAUCCUCUGGCUGUGCUUCGAGCUGCUGGGCCCUGGGGGCCUGGGUUAGUGCAGCGCUUCCGUCCAGACUUCAAGCAGAAGUUUGCCGAUUUCUUUGAUGACGAUACCAUCUCGGAGUACAUCUACCACUGCAAUGCCCAGACACCCAGUGGCGAGGCUGGGUUCAAGGCCAUGUCGGAGGCGUUUGGUUGGGCCCGGCGCCCCAUGUUGGAACGCAUCCACCUGGUGCGUCGCGACUUGCCGAUCACUCUCAUCUACGGUGCCAAUUCCUGGAUUGAUACCAGCACCGGGGAGAAGGUCAAGAGCCUGCGGCCGGGGAGCUACGUCUGCGACAUGGCUAUUCCGGGUGCCUCCCACCACGUCUAUGCCGACCAACCCCAUGCCUUCAACGCUGCUGUGGCAGAGAUCUGCGACUCUGUUGACUGACCGCCCGUGACCCAGAAGAGCUGGUGCGACGCACACAAGACACAACGCACACGCAAGACAUCGCUUGUGCGCCCCGAGAAGCGGGGACGCCAGCUCCUCAAGAUGGCCGCAAGCUGGUCUUGGAGGAUACCUGCCCCCCUCCCCUCCUUCCCAGAUUUGUCCCUGAAUCUUGAUUCUAACUUAAAGGUUGCAGGCCGCCUGCUUUGGGUUAAUCGAAGCUCCAUUCAUUUUAUUUUCCCCUAAUUUCAUGUGCCUCCUGGUGUGCUUUAUCCUGCCUCCCUCCUCCAAGACAUUCUUCUUUCUGUGCUGCAACAGGACUGUCCUCCUCUGCUACCUCACCCACCUUUCCGAACCCCUUGGCUGUUGGUUCUUCACAUCCUUUUUUUUUUUUUGCAACGCCAUCCACAAUAUUUGCAUGCUGGAAAGCUUUUUUU
This is a messenger RNA of Podarcis raffonei (Aeolian wall lizard), 1721 nucleotides long. RefSeq names its product abhydrolase domain containing 4, N-acyl phospholipase B (gene ABHD4). Gene Ontology annotation, cellular component: lipid droplet. The record is from RefSeq and is a predicted model, not a curated record. The transcript has 7 exons. NCBI's taxonomy places the organism in Eukaryota, Metazoa, Chordata, Lepidosauria, Squamata, Lacertidae. Gene Ontology annotation, molecular function: phosphatidylcholine lysophospholipase A1 activity. The coding region runs from base 256 to 1287 and encodes 343 amino acids.